Messenger RNA from Lymnaea stagnalis (great pond snail), 5403 nucleotides. The record is from the annotation of a GenBank genome assembly. Lineage: Eukaryota; Metazoa; Mollusca; Gastropoda; Lymnaeidae.
CAAUUAUUUACUUGUAUUGCCAACCAAACAAAGCAGUAAAAAGUGACUUUGGUACGUGGCACGGGUCACCUGCAUUUAUCUGUUGUCCCAGGGAAGUACCGGAUGUUGACACUCAACUAUAACAAGGGGAGAUAAGUGUCCACCGUCGCUUAGCCUAUAAAAGCAGACGACCAAAAACAGGUUAACCUCAGAUCGGAUCCAAACUUGGCCAUGCCGUGGCCCACUGUUAACACCGGCGGUCUGUUGGCCACAUUUUGUGGUCUACUGGCCGCCGUCCAGGCAGGUGUAAUGAUGGUGAGUUGUUGUUUCUCCUCCAGUUAAACAUAUUGUUUUCUGCCUCAAGAUCACAAUGCAUUCUUUCAUAUUUUGGCCGGAAGACAGGUAAAUUCGUUGUAUACUUCAAUGUUUCUGAAUGCACUGGAAUAUACCACACUUAUACUUCACUGAGAUGUCAUCACUUGCAAGAAUCGCUUGAAAUUUGAAGUCAGCUAUCAUCUUUAAAGUAAAAAUUAUUCUCAUUUUUUUUUUUAAAGAAAUAAAAUAAAAAGAUGGCAUCUUGAUUUAAAUUUCUUUUCAUAUUUUGAGAUAUUAACGUACAUUUACUAAAAGGGAAACGGUAAUCAGAAGAACCUCCCAGAACAGAAACAUGCGUAUAUAGAAGCUAAUACUUUUCAAAAGAAGUUAUCUAAUUAUCUUGUAUCACACAACACCCAACUAACGACAAGAGAAAUGUGAUCAAUAAUUGUUACUGAAACGUUCUAUUUAAACGAAACCCAUUUGUAAAAACAAAGACUAUUCAAAGGAUUUAAUUAAAGCUAAGUCUAAUGCGCACAAUUAUAAUAAAUUACCUUGUGACAAUGGUCCUACUUCUGGCUUUGUAAGGUUACAUAAGUUAUAGUUAUAAUAUAAUGAGCUUUUAAGUUCAAGGCCGUCGGCCGUACACAUUUGCUCAGAGGUGGCCAUAUCAAAAUUUAUGCUAUUUAAAAAAUAGAACAGUGUACACACACACACACACUCACUAUCUCUCUCACUCUCUCACACACACACAAACACACACAUACACACACCAACUCCGGCCUAAGGAAAACUUUCCCCCUGUGCGAAUCACCCGUUCGGCGCCCCCUGUCCCUGUAUGGCCCCGCUCUUUUUCAGAUUACGACGCAGGCUAUGGAGCACGUGUUAUGAUGCUUUACAUGCAGCUAACCAUACGCAUUUUAACAUGAACAUUAAUUUAGACUGUUAAGUUUUUCUACGGUACUUCACGCUUCACUAUAAUAAACUAAGGGAAUUUAAAUAUUUACUGGGUGCCCCAGGCGCCCUUAUGGCCACGGCGCCCUGUGCGAGGGCACAGUUCGCACACUCUAAAGGCCGGCGUUGCACAUACACACACAAUUAUCAAAUAGUUCCAGAUGUCAUUUACCCACCUCUGGUCCCAUCUCCCCAUAGUUAUGGGCCUCCAAUAAAAUAUAAUGUCCAUCGUCCACAGGACUGUAACCAACCAGCCAAUGACAACCGCACAAUCUACGACUAUUCUUUGAUGGACGUUCACAACAUCAGGACGAUCAGCCUUAAUGAUUACAAAGGAAAGGUAACCCUCAAUUCAAUUUUUAAAAAAAAAUCAAUUGUCAAAUCAUGUGAAGGGGAAAAAAACAAAACAGUUGGUAGGACUCGUGUGUUCAAGCAAUGUGUUAUGUUAACACCCUUUGAACAUCUCAGAUGAUCAAAUCUAAUUUCUAUGGGAUAUUCCACAUAUAUAUUUUGUUGUGUAGUUUUUAUUGUAGGCAUCUUCCCUUCUAUGUUAUGCAACAAAAAAAUGUAACAAUAUGACUUGCUAUCCAAUAAUAAGCUUCAACGUUGACAACUUCUCAACACCAACACAAUUCAAGAGUUAUUUGUGGCAAAGUUACACAGCCAGAUUACCUUGCCCAAAAUGUAUGUAGUCAUUUUUUGUGUGUUCGUUUCUCUUCACUCCUGUGCAGGUUGUCCUGAUUGUGAACGUGGCCACGUACUGAGGCCUGACCCCCCAUUACUACGGAAUGAAUGCACUCAAUUCCCAGUAUGGCAGUCAAGGCUUCGUCGUCCUAGGCUUCCCUUGCAACAACUUCAACAAGGUCAGUCAUUCAUUUUGUAUGAAGAUAACUUUGCACCUACGUAGGCGGAAACGCGGCUUAAAAAAUAUUAACAAUAAAAUCUUAUUACAAACGCACUUUGCUUUGGUCAGGCAAACUUAAACACAUCUUCAUCUAUCAAAUUUUAAACUUGCAACAUCUUAAUGACAAAAAAAGUCAAUUAAUUAGGCCUGAUAUGUUGUUUACAUUGUGUUUCAUACAUCGCUAUGUUCCCAACGAUUUAUUCUGUGUUAAUGCAGACAAAUUCUCCAUCAUUACCAAUGUUGGCAUAAUAUUCUAAACCUUAAUCUAAACGUGUCUAUCUGUUGUUUCCAGCAAGAGCCAGGAGCUAACGGGACAGAGAUCCUCAACGGGGUGAAAUAUGUUCGUCCCGGAGGUGGAUUCGUCCCGAACUUUCAACUCUUUGAAAAGAUUGAUGUGAAUGGCGCCAGUGAGCAUAAACUCUUCACUUAUCUCAAGGUCAGUGCAAAUGUUAUUCACUUACCUCAAUGUCAGUUCAAAUAUUAUUCACUUACCUCAAGGUCAGUUCAAAUAUUCUUCACUAACCUCAAGGCCAGUUCAAUUAUUAUAAAAUUACCUCAAGGUCAGUUCAAAUAUUCUUCACUUACCUCAAGGUCAGUUUAAAUAUUCUUCACGACCUCCUUACCCCAAGGUCAAUUAUAAAACAUAAUUCUUUUUAUGAAGUCGUUCUGCCAAGUCUCUAAUUUGGCAGUUUUAUAGCUAAAUAAUCGUUGGAUAUGCUGUUUUGUGUUGUGUUAACUUACCGGAUGCUUCUAGCUUCUAAACCAAUUUGUCAGCUAGAAUUUGUGUUGCCUGAUGAGGCCCUUGAGUUUGCACCCAUCACUUAGAAAAACCACGAAACAUACAGAGUAUCACAUUAAGCUAGAUCCAUAUAUAAUUUACGUAGCUGACCCAAAAUGCCACCCCCCCCUCUAUUUUUUCCGCCCAUGAAAAAUGCGCUUGCGCCGAUUUCUUCCCCCCCCCCUCCCCGCCCGCGCUUCAUACGCUACUGUUGAUAACGAAGUGGCGGUGAAUCUGAACUCUGAAUCACAAAACUAUUUUAAAUGAAUGUUUUAAAUUGCCAAACUAGAAAUAUGAUUGAAAAUUGCUGUCAAAAUAAACUAAAACUUCGCAAACAAUGUUUAGUGCACUGCAGGCCCACAGCGUGACAUUGUAGGCCCAUGCAGAUAACCUUAUAACAUGAUAACCUUACUAUGUAUUAAUCAAUCUUGUGACUGUCGGAUAACAUUCUGCGAGAGAUAGUAAUCUCUGCACAAAACGAAUCAACAGCUUCUUUAAUCUGAUUCCCAAUCUUUUCUGAUUAAAAAAAUAUCCAGACCAUAAUAUUAAUUUUAAGACACUUGACCCCAACAGCAUUUAAAAAAAAAAAAAAAGAGCUUCUACUUAACGAUACUUGAGUGUUCUGACUCCUUUUUUUGGAGACGUGGUUAGCAAUUGAUGAGUGUUAAAAAUAUCCAUUUGUUCGUGAGUUGAUGCCAGGGUUUAAAAGAGAGAAAGUUAAAGGGGGGGGGGGUGGAUAUUUAGGUCAGUUGAUCUUUUUAGGAAGCAGUCAAUUAGUUGUUAUUAUCGGUAGUUGCAUUAAGUGGGUAACUUUCGGUAUUAGAGUAAACAUACAUUUAUUUCGAAACGAAAAAUAAAAGGGGAAAAAAAGCGUUUGAGAAGAUGUUGCAUUUAUGUGACUUUGUGUCUAAUUUAUAAAAGAAGAUUUGUCUUUAAAAAAAAAACGUUUUCCAUUUACUUCUCUCAGGAGACACUGAUACAUUUCCCUUCCUUCUCUCAGAAGACACGGAUACAUUUCCCUUCCUUCUCUCAGGAGACACUGAUACAUUUCCCUUCCUUCUCUCAGGACACACUGACACAUUUCCCUUCCCACCCAAUGUUCACCUCAUUAUUAGGCUAGCACUAACAGUAGAGACAAUUGCAUACAUUCAGAGACAAUACAUGUCGGUGUUUAUAAAUAAAUGUGUUUACAUUAGCAUACACUUUUUUUUUUUAAACUCUUUGUUUUUCUUUGGUUUUGUUCCAGAGCAACUGCCCGCCCACCACAACGACGUUCAACACACCCCUCCUCUUCUACGCCCCCAUCAGGUCCAGUGACGUGGCCUGGAACUGGGAGUCGUUCCUGGUGGGUUAUGACGGACGCGUCGUCAAGAGGACGCCCCCGGCCACCGACCCGUUCGCCCUGGCCGCAGACAUCGAGUCAGAGCUGGCACGUGCGCGCGCAGCUGGCGUCAGCCCAAUCAUUGGUUAGCUUCAGGAUACAUGGAGUUUCCUGUUCAGUUUUAUCGGCUUAUCUCCUCCAAACUUUUUUCUAACAUGACCUCAAAUAAAACAUUUUAAAAAAUUAAAAUAUUUAGUAAAAUAACUUAAAGCCGGACACGCUAUAAGAAAUACGCAACUGAAAACUUGGUUUGGAAAUUUAAUUUUGAAUUUUUAAAAAAAAAAAAAACUGAAAAUAUUCCUGUUUAGUCUAGUCUAUAUAAUAAAUAUAGCAUUUAAAGAAUAUGUUUCAAAAAAAAGUUCCAACAGAUUCGAAAAUAGGCCAAUUAAACCUGAAUUUGGUCUGGAAACCACCACGUUGUAUCAGUUGUUAAACCAGGCAAAGAGCUCCGUUAGACGGACGUGUGUAUUUAAUUCUUGUAACUUCAAAAUGACACACACAAAUAAUGAGAACAAUAUGUUGAUUUUUAAAUUAUCUUAGAGACCUAACACACAAUGAACAAAUCAAGAUGUGAGGUAAACAAGUUUGAUAGUUUUAAAGCAGCCACCUUUUCAAGUAAGGUUUUAUUUGACAGUUUGGCUUUCUGCGUUUUAUGUGUUGCAGCUCUUCUAAACUCUGCUUGCGUCGUUUCCAGGAAAAGAUUAUGACGUGCUUUCUAUAAACAGCCAUUAUUGGUUGCUAGACUGCGCCGACUCAUCUCCGACGUCACGAUGACUUUGUGCAUUCGUCACGUGACUGAGGUGAUGACUUUUUCAGCCAAUGAGAAGCGUUGCAUCCAGAGCUUUGUCGUAAGAUCCAUUGUCCAUGAUUUGAUAAUGCUAUAUUCUCAAAGAAGCGGGUGAAUUUACUGACCAACAACACGAAACAACGACGCUCUCUCUCUCUCUAUAUUCUAUUUUAACCGCCAUGACAUAAAAGACUAAGUACAAAAUCUCUCGGUGUCUGACAGAUUGUCGGCUUAUUUGCCCCAUGUCUUGAUGUAAAUGUAAUGUGUGUAUUGAAAAAUUAUGUAAUAAAAUAAAUUUUAUAAUA